AUGGCUCAAUCUGGUGAGCAGGAUGGGAGCAGAGGCGUGGAGUCCGCCUCUCCUUCCAUUGCAGCUGCGUUCCUUGUGACCUUCGACAAUCGCAAAGGUUACACAAUCGCGUGGCAGAGGUGCAUUGAGCAAAUCAAACUCGAUGGAGUGGUCGAAUUCAAGUCGCUGCCUUCUGGUCUACAUAAUGUAACUGAAGAUCUAGUGUAUUUUGUGCACGAUGGUUGUGCCGGAGUCAGUGCAUUCUUACGGCAAGAUGACACAGAAGCAGCACGAAAUGCUCGGAUGCUCGCAGUAGGUGUUCUGGUACCUCUAGAUGCGCGGAAACUGGGAAAGAGCUUCGUCUAUGCACAAGAGCUGAAAGAGUUGGCUAGACAGCUGAUCGACAAUCUCAAUAACCAUGAUCCGCUCGAAAAAUUCUGGGAGGAGCACCAUUCGAAGAGCGAGAACGAGCAGAGAGAUGGAUCAGAAUCGCAUGAUUCGGAUGGCUAUCAAAAAACUCGUGCGCCGAGCAUCUCGAUAUUGACGUCGCCGAGCAACAGCCCUACCCUCCCAGCCCAUCAUCCAGCUUUGGCACUCCCCGAACUACUGACCAUGUUUGGUCCGUUGCUGUUUCCUCUCUUUCGCGCUGCACUCUUACAAAAGCGGAUCCUGAUCCUUGGAGAAGCACCAGUCGAGCACAUAUGCAACGCUGUCUAUAGCCUCUCGGUUCUGUCCUCUCUACCCAGGUCGACCGUGGCAUUACUACCGCACUUUGAGAGAGAGCAACCGAAAUACCAACCUCUGUUCAACAUUGGAGUUGCAGAUAUUCCUUACCUACAGGAAGCACAAGAUUCAUGGAUUGCGUGCACCACAGAUGAUGUCCUAGCCACGAAACCUCAGCUGUUUGAUAUGCUCGUUAUUCUUCCGACAUCGACAUCGAUGGGUAAAGUAGGCAAUAAAGUAUAUCCGAAGCUGAUCUAUUCGACUCCACAAUUGUCGAAGCAGUUUCCCAAACAGGGAGUACGUGCGAGUCAGCGCGACGCGAGGAAGUAUUUGGGGUUGAAAGAGAACAUACAACGACUGGAUUCCAGUGCUUUGGUCAGCAAUCAUAUCAACAGCGUCACUUCCGACGAUGAUGCGUCAACGACUUCAUCGAUCUCUACAGUCGCCGAUCAUCGAGAGGCAGUCGAGCCUGCGUCAUGGACAGUUAUCGCGUACACUUCACUCAUCUGGUGGGUUUCAGCAGGUGAUAGGCGUUCAGGUCUUCUAGAAGCAGAGGAGCUUGUGGAUGAGCAGGACGAAGCUCUAUUACGCGAUGCUGUCGCUGGAGAUAUCAUGACGAAGGAAGUCGCUAUGGUAGCCUAUUUUCAGAAAUUGUCCACGCUGAUCUUUUCGGUCCUCAGAAACGCAGUCGACAGGAGUACUCCCAACGGUGAAGAAAGAUACCGUGACGAUGACGGCGAGGAUGCAGCACUUCUGUCCCAAGAGAACGACAAAAACGAGGAUUUGGUCGACAUUACGGAAGAAGACAUCAGAGCUAUGGGUCUUAAUGUCUGGAGCGAGUCGGACAAACAUUUCAUACAGGAAAUGGUCGCUUUCUGGUGGAAGAAGGAAGCCGUAGUGCAUGGCGGCACAGUCGAAUGUUGUGGAGUUCGCUUCGCAUGA
Molecule: messenger RNA, 1644 nt
Organism: Lithohypha guttulata
Lineage: Eukaryota; Fungi; Ascomycota; Eurotiomycetes; Chaetothyriales; Trichomeriaceae
Exons: 5
Coding region: 1-1644 (547 amino acids)
Cellular component (GO): lipid droplet
Source: RefSeq, a predicted model, not a curated record